AAGGCGCAACAGGAGGAAGAGAGAAGGUACGUUUACCGCUUUUUUUUGAGCAUCGUGGAUCGUUUAUCUUGCAUUUGCCUAUCCGUUUAUAUGUCUUGGAACUCUAGUCAAUCGCUCUACAAUCUACCUACAGUGUCUCUAUUGUUGUUUCAUAUAUUUUCCUACAGAUCUGCUGCCGUGCCAAUUUCUCAAACAUCUUCUGGCCGGCAAACAUAGCUGUUUAUCUUUGCUUGCUGUUGAAUCAACGAGGGAAAGCUUCACCUCUCUUGACUAACAACCACACUACAUCAACCUUAGAUCCUCGCGUUUCCAUGUGCCGACUGUAUAUGCGUGCGUAGGCUAAAGGCCAGCCGUCUCUACACAGCACACCCACACCACCAUAUCAACCAACCAUGUCUCACCCAUACCAGCCCGGCCUCCUCACGGCGCAAGAGGCUCGGCGGCUCCCCGACUCCACGCACCGCCUCCUCCAACUCCUCCGAAUCUUCCUCCCCCGCAAAUUCGACUUCGACCUCACGCACCUCCCGACCAUCUUCACGCUCUUCAGCUUCUUCGCCGGCACCCUCGGCCUGAUCAGCCGCUCGAGGGCGUGGCCCUACAAGUGGGCGCAGGAGCUGUUCACAGUCUCGAUCUCGGUCCCGAUGAACGACGAACUGUACCAGCAGGUGCUCGACUGGAUGACGACGAAUGUACUAGAGCGACGGCCAAACCGCCCCCUGACGGCGCAGACGAAGCCGUCGCGGAAGUUCACGGUAGGCGGAGGCGAUCGCGAUGGCGGCCACGACCACGACCACGACCUCCAGCAGAUCAAGAACAAAUUCGCCAUCGACUACCUCUCCGCCUCCGGCCCCGUGUGGUUCAUGCACAACUGGCGGCCCUUCGCGAUCGAGACCCCCACCACCAAAGACGACAGCUUCUACAGCCGGCGCGCGCGCUCCCGCUGGGGCGACUCCUCCGACUGCGCGCGCGACGUCCUCGCCAUCACCACGCUGGGCCGGUCCCAGGCGCCGAUCAAGCGGCUCCUCGAGACCUGCCGCGCGGCGUCGGAGAGGCACGCGCAGCCGACCGUCACGAUCCGCGGCUUCGACCGCGUGAACUACCACUCGUACUCGCACUACGCCUCGUCCGCGUGGGAGAUCAAGGCGCACAAGGUGGUGCGCCAGCUCGACUCGAUCCACCUCGACGCCGGCGUCAAGCGCGGCCUGGUCGCGGACAUAGAGCAGUACCUCGACCCGCGCACGCGCCGCUACUACAACGCGCGCGACAUCCCCUACCGCCGGGGGUACCUCCUGCACGGCCCGCCCGGCACGGGCAAGACGUCGCUGUCGCUCGCGCUCGCGUCGCGCUUCGGCCUCGACCUGUACAUCGUCGACCUUGCCGCCAUACCCAACGACGACGUCCUGGACUUUCUGUUCCGCGAGCUGCCGUCGCCGGCGCUGGUGCUGAUGGAGGACAUCGACGCGGUGGGGCUGAGGAAGAGGGCCGAGUCCAAGAGUAGGAGUAGUAGUAGUGGCGAUAGGACGUCGGCGAAGAAGUCGUGCGCGUGCACGCUGGCGGGGGUGCUGAAUGCGCUGGACGGGGUGGCGUCGAGCGAGGGGCGGGUGCUGCUGAUCACGACGAAUAAACCGGAGAAGCUGGACGAGGCGCUGUUGAGGCCGGGGAGGGUUGAUAGGAAGAUUUAUCUGGGGCAUAUUAAUCAGAGGGGCGCGGCGGAUAUGUUUAGAAGGAUGUUUGAGGAGACGCCGGGGGAGGGUGAGCGUGAGCGUGAUGGUGAAGGCGAAAGUCAGGACGUAGAAAGUGGUAGAGAGAAAGGGGGUAGAGGAAAGGGGGGUACAGAUCUAGUAGCUCUGGGCCUGCAGUUCUCCGCCCAGAUUCCCGAAGAAACAUUCACGCCGGCGCAGAUACAGGAGUACCUCAUCCAGCACCAGGGAUCUGCUACAGAAGCCGUGGAGCAGGCUACGGGUUGGGUGGCGGAGGAGGUGCGCAAGGCAGAGGAGAUUCGGAUGAAGGAGGAGGAGGAGUUGCGGAAGGCGGAGAUGAAGAGGAGGAAGGCCCGCUUGAGUGAUAGUGGUGUGACGGACUUGAGUGACACGACGCGGUCGUCGACUACGUGCAGCGACUAGUGUUACGAUGGGGAUGGAUAGCAAAUACUGACUAGAUUAGGAGAAUUUGCGUACUGUAGACUUGGGUACCUAGUAGGCAAGUAGGCAGUCUUUUGUUAUGGUUGCUUUCAUCACGAUCCAUUGCACUGGGAGGUAGACAAAAGAAUGAUUUUACUACUUGAUUUUAUAGUUAUGAUCUUUGCUUUUGAUUUGGUUUCUUCUUGUAGUCUAUUAUCAUUUCGCCCUUCA
Messenger RNA from Hypoxylon fragiforme, 2351 nucleotides. Its product is annotated as P-loop containing nucleoside triphosphate hydrolase protein. Gene Ontology annotation, molecular function: ATP hydrolysis activity; ATP binding. Lineage: Eukaryota; Fungi; Ascomycota; Sordariomycetes; Xylariales; Hypoxylaceae. Gene Ontology annotation, biological process: mitochondrial respiratory chain complex III assembly; protein insertion into mitochondrial inner membrane from matrix. The record is from RefSeq and is a predicted model, not a curated record. Bases 393 to 2123 code for a protein of 576 amino acids. The transcript has a single exon. Gene Ontology annotation, cellular component: mitochondrial inner membrane.